AUGCCCCGCCUUGGCUUCGGAGUCUACCAGAACUACACCACGCACGACUCCGUCCUCGAGGCAUUCAAGGCGGGCUACAGACAUGUGGACUCCGCCCAAGCAUACAGGAACGAGGCACAUGUCGGCUCGGCCUUCCGCGCAGGCGGGUUGCGACGAGAAGACCUGUUUAUCACGACGAAGUGUAUCAGCAAAACGCACGGCUACGAGAGCACCCUGAGCGCCGUCGAUAUUUCCCUGGAGCGGUUCGGCAUGGACCACAUUGACUUAUACCUUAUCCAUGAUCCGUUCAAAGGGAAGGAGCUACGGCUGCAGACAUACAGGGCAUUGUUAGAGGCGCAAAAAGCGGGCAAAAUCCGUACGGUCGGCGUAUCCAAUUUCGGUGUUAAGCACCUAGAGGAAAUCCGCAGCGCGGGCUUGCCAAUGCCUUCUGUAAACCAGAUCGAGUUGCAUCCGCUGUGUCAGCAGAAGCCCAUCGUGACGUACUGCCGCGAACACGGGAUAGUCGUCCAGGCGUACUCGCCGCUCAUCCGCGGCCAAAUGGACCACCCGGUCUUCACCAAUCUAGCGGCAAAGCAUGGCCGCGACCCAGCGCAAGUGCUGCUGCGGUGGUCCCUACAGAACGGCUUCGUGCCGCUACCGAAGUCGGCGACGCCUGCCCGCAUACAGACGAACGCGGAGCUUUACGACUUCGCGCUUGACGCCGAAGACAUGGCGCUCCUUGAUGGGCUCGACAGGGGCAAAGAGGGGGCGGUGACAUGGAACCCUGUCGACGCGGAGUAGAAGCGGUGUGGGUGCGGCGGAUCUGCAGAGACACAAGCUCAGCUGGAUGAUACCGCCGUAGUCAAAAUCAAGCAGGGGGCGGCGGGGGCAGGGCUGCUCGGGACAGGUGUUCAAAGAUUCCACCGGGCGGCGCUCUGUCCAAAUG
This is a messenger RNA of Trametes versicolor FP-101664 SS1, 925 nucleotides long. RefSeq names its product Aldo/keto reductase. NCBI's taxonomy places the organism in Eukaryota, Fungi, Basidiomycota, Agaricomycetes, Polyporales, Polyporaceae. Gene Ontology annotation, molecular function: oxidoreductase activity. The record is from RefSeq and is a predicted model, not a curated record. The transcript is spliced from 8 exons. Bases 1 to 780 code for a protein of 259 amino acids.